Molecule: messenger RNA, 642 nt
Organism: Pecten maximus
Lineage: Eukaryota; Metazoa; Mollusca; Bivalvia; Pectinida; Pectinidae
Exons: 6
Coding region: 240-599 (119 amino acids)
Source: RefSeq, a predicted model, not a curated record
UCACCAUGUGUGAUGAUGACAUAACCUCUCCAUUUAUACAGACGAUAUGGCAGUCAUUGCUUCCAACACGUGAUUGAGAACCAUGGCUUAUCUAUAGUUUGUGCUUGCUUAGUCACGAUUUACAAAAUGGCGACUCUCUCAGGUGUUAUAUUUAUCCUGUUGGUGACCACAGGGGCUGCACUGGAGUGUUUGUUCUGCAUGAACGCCAACCAACAGCUUGACCACUGCCAUCCCAUUACAUGUGCUCAACACGAGGUACGGCGUCUUGUCGGGUAACACAUUAUUCGCUGAAGGUGGUCAAUAUAGAAAAAAAAGUAUGUGGGGAGUGUUUUUUUGAGAGGACCGUGGACCUGGAUACAUAUGACAUCUUACACAACGCCGGAUGUCGGGAUAGAGCGCUGUGUCAGUACAUCACAAUGGUUGGGCAAGGGAAGAAGCGAAGGAGGAGUGUCGUAGUGAAGAGGGGCGACAUUCAAACAUCCGCCCCUGUUGAAUACCGGUCCUGCUAUGACUGCUGUGGCACUCCAGGGACAUCGGGACAACCUUGCAAUGCUCUCCUGUGUCACCAAAAUUCUACGCACACCACGGCAAGCCAUUGAAAAAGGCCACAUUUCAAGAAAUAAAUUGGUUUCUUUGAUAAAA